CACCCCCUUCCUUCCCCUGCCGCGCCCUGCGCCCGGCGAGAUGCUGCGAGCGUGCCAGCGCGUGGGGGUCGCGGUAGCCGCGCAGAAUUGCCGGUGUGGUAGAUCUUCAUUCCGUCCAUCACAGCUGUGCCGUGGAUAUGCAACAUCCGGAGAAUCGGGUGUUUCUGCAGGCAAAAUCAUUGGGGCAAGUGUUUUGGUUGUGGGUGGAGGAGUUGGUGGUACUGUGCUGUAUGCUAAUUAUGAUCCACGUUUCCGGGAGAACGUAGAGAAGACCAUUCCAUACUCUGAUAAACUCUUUGAGGUGGCACUUGGUCCUGCCCCAUAUAGUAUACCAACGCCAAAGAAACCGAUACAGCCUGGUGCACUAAAAAUCUCCUCUGUAACAGAGGUAAUGAAAGAAUCAAAUCUGCCCAGUACCAAAUCUCAGAAAAGUAAAACGGAAGCUCCUGCAACUUCAGGGGAACAAAAAGAAGCAAGCUCAGAAGUAGCUCAGAUCAUUUCUGCAGCAGGUGAAGCUGUGUCAAUCCCCGCGCCAGGUAUGCAGGAUGAAGAGCGUGGAAAAGAUCAUGUGCAUGAACACCAUGAAGGAAAACACAAACCUGCUGCACCAGGUGAAGAGUGUGCAUGUGAAGACUCCCAUGCUCUAAAAGAACGACCACCAGAGGAGGUUGCAGCCCGGCUUGCACAACAAGAUAAAGUGGAACAAGAGAAGAUUUCAGCUCUUGCAGCCACUUUGGAAGGAGCGCUGAGCAGGACCGCACGUAUAACCCUUCAGGCAAUUACAGCACAGGAAGCUGCAGUGCAGGCUGUUAAUGCUCAUGCUCAGAUCCUGAAAGAGGCCAUGGAUAAUUCGGAGGUUCCAGCAGAGAAGAAAUCCUCACAGUGGCGAACUUUGGAAGAAGCGCUGAAAGAUCGCAGGAAGGCUGUAGAUGAAGCUGCAAAUGCCCUUCUGAAAGCCAAAGAAGAAUUAGAGAAAAUAAAGGUUGUGAUUGAUGAUGCCAAAAAGUCUCGGAUUUCUGGCACCAAAUCUUACGUUCUUGCUGCGGAAGAGAAUCUUCAUCACAUGAUAGUGGACCUGGACAAUGCAAUCAAAAAGGUUCAGGGAGCUCAAUCUGAGGCUAAGAUAGUAGCUCAGUACCAUGAGCUUGUAGCUACAGCUCGGGAUGAAUUUCAGCGAGAACUUGAUAGCAUCACUCCAGAUGUAGAGUCUGGCUGGAAGGGGCUAAAGAUAACUGAUAUAGCUGGCCAGCUGUCAACAGAUGACUUAAAUUCUCUCAUUGCCCACGCUCAUCGUCGCAUUGACCAAUUAAACAGGGAACUGGCUGAGCACAGAGUGAGAGAGCAGCAGCACAUUGAGAUUGCCCUGGAAAAGCAAAAACUGGAAAACAAGAAAGCACUUGAGACUGCAGUGGCAAAAGCACUGGAGCACCAUAAAAGUGAGCUCCAGAUCGAGCAGGAGAGAAAGAUGGAAGAAGUCCGAGAGGUAAUGGAGACCGAAAUGAGAACCCAGCUUCGCAGGCAGGCGGCUGCCCACACUGAUCACCUGAGAGAUGUCAUUAAGGUUCAAGAACAGGAGCUCAAGCUGGAGUUUGAGCAGAACUUGUCUGAGAAGCUGAGCGAACAGGAAAUGCACUUCAGACGCCUUACGCAAGACCAACUGGACAACUUCACUCUGGACAUAAACACAGCCUAUGCCCGCCUGAAAGGAAUUGAGCAGGCAGUUGAGAGUCACGCGGUAGCUGAGGAAGAGGCCAGGAAGGCCCAUCAAUUGUGGUUAUCUGUGGAAGCUUUAAAAUACACCAUGAAAACUGCCUGUGGGGAGAGCCCUACUGAACCACUGCAGAGCGCAGUUGAGGCCAUCAGAGCCAGCUGUUCUGACAAUACAUUUACUGAAGCCUUAAUAGCAGCUCUCCCUCAAGAAUCGCUGACACGGGGAGUCUACAGUGAAGAGGCCCUCCGGGCACGCUUUUAUGUAGUCCAAAAACUGGCAAAAAGAGUGGCCAUGAUUGAUGAGACGAGGAACAGCUUGUACCAGUACUUCCUGUCCUACCUGCAGGCCCUGCUCAUGUUUCACCCUCAGCAGCUGAAGCCACCUGCUGAGCUCAGCACCAAUGACCUGGACACAUUUAAGUUACUGUCUUAUGCCUCCUAUUGUAUUGAGCAUGGAGACCUAGAGCUGGCAGCUAAAUUUGUCAACCAGUUAAAGGGCGAGUCUAGGCGAGUGGCGCAGGACUGGCUGGCUGAAGCGCGAAGGACCCUGGAAACAAAACAGAUUGUGGAAAUCCUGACUGCCUACGCCAGUGCCAUGGGCUUGGGAACAAUCCAAGUGCAGUGAGUCAGGAGUCUAUUUUUGGAAGCAGUUGGAUACAGAAUUGUUCCUGUGCUGGAAAGAAAUGAGGAGUUUAAGGAAGUUUGCGUUCUAGGACAUUGGCAUGGGCUAGCAAUGUUUGUCAACCACGGGUACCGUCCUGUCUCCUUGCACUGUACUGAACCACCUAUUGUGUUUUGUUGUUUCUGUCAUCAUUGUGACAGCAGACUUCAGGAAAGCUUUCUCUGCCAUAUGCAUAACAACUUUUGUUUCCAGGUCUUAACGAUCGGGCUUGUGAUCCAACCAAAAUAAUGUUUGUAACCCACCAUUACUGAUUUGCCACUUGGUGCAGUUAAAUAAAAAUGAGGUGUAAAAAAACCAACCCACGA
This is a messenger RNA of Alligator sinensis (Chinese alligator), 2697 nucleotides long. It is a transcript of the gene IMMT, whose product is annotated as inner membrane mitochondrial protein. The transcript is spliced from 15 exons. Gene Ontology annotation, biological process: cristae formation. The record is from RefSeq and is a predicted model, not a curated record. The coding region runs from base 41 to 2335 and encodes 764 amino acids. Lineage: Eukaryota; Metazoa; Chordata; Crocodylia; Alligatoridae. Gene Ontology annotation, cellular component: MICOS complex.